GUGCCUUUAGAGAAGAAGAGACACAUUUGAGGACUGUCAACACCCUUUAAAACAUGCCGUCCUUCAAAAACUAUACGCUUCUUUCUGCUCUGUUGAGUUGGAUUCUCAAUAUGCUCCUUCCUUUUUGCAUUGGAACUGAACCUCCAAGAUUCAUACUUGGCAACACUGUCUUUGUGGCCUUCACAGGCGAAGAUCUCCUCGUACAUUUUGAUCUCAGGGUUCCACUGAACCAAAGUAAAGACGACAUGACAUGCUUUGACCCUUUUCACAAGACAAUUUUUAAUCGGCCCAUCCCUCCGACUGUUGGCCAGUCAGAGACGAUGAGGGUGGUAGUGCAGCUGCAUAAGCUACAGACUUCAGGAGAAUACCAUUGCCAGUAUAAGAUGGCCAGAGCUUACUGGUUUGUCCGUCUGCGAGAUGAAGGCUACAGGGAUGUAGUCGGACUGGAUUACACAAACUUCCUAAUAGUGGGCUUCUUCAGUGGAGUGUUGCUGGUGUUUAGUGUGGUCGGAUCUGUGUAUGUCUUCAGAGGAACUUGGAAGAACCAAAUCCCAGAAUGUGGCAAUACAAGCAAAGACCGAAAGCAGAAGAAAGAAAGAACACAGGCAAAGAGGCCGGAGGAUGACAACAUGGGUGUAAUAAUAACUUCUUCCACAUCUCUCUAUGCUAGUCUGGAGACGCGACCUGUGUCUGUUUAUGAUGUGCUGGACCGCUCAGCUGUAAACACUGAUUCCCAGGAAAGGAAACCCGCAGUCAAGCCAAAAACAGGCCAGAAACCAGUGCCACAAAGCUCGCAAGCACAGGAGGAAACCGUGUUUGAGUCUGUGUAUGAAAAUUUCUGAAUCAUAAAGUAACAUGUUUCAACCCUGAUUGUCAUUGUAACCCAUCAAAUAAAUUCAUAAUAUACAUUGCAAUGUUGAAUGACUAAAAGUGGAAAAAUACACUCAUAUACUGCAGAAGAUUUCACUACAGCAUUGUGAAUGACAAUGCAAAAUUACAAAACUGUAUGCAAUAUAGAAAUGUAAAUAAAUAUAAUAAAAGAGUGCAUUUUUUCAAUCUAAUGA
This is a messenger RNA of Doryrhamphus excisus (bluestripe pipefish), 1064 nucleotides long. It is a transcript of the gene nfam1, whose product is annotated as NFAT activating protein with ITAM motif 1. The record is from RefSeq and is a predicted model, not a curated record. Gene Ontology annotation, biological process: positive regulation of B cell receptor signaling pathway; regulation of B cell differentiation; positive regulation of cytokine production. NCBI's taxonomy places the organism in Eukaryota, Metazoa, Chordata, Actinopteri, Syngnathiformes, Syngnathidae. Gene Ontology annotation, molecular function: transmembrane signaling receptor activity. Gene Ontology annotation, cellular component: membrane raft.